This is a messenger RNA of Punctularia strigosozonata HHB-11173 SS5, 1053 nucleotides long. RefSeq names its product RTA1 like protein. Lineage: Eukaryota; Fungi; Basidiomycota; Agaricomycetes; Corticiales; Punctulariaceae. Gene Ontology annotation, cellular component: plasma membrane; fungal-type vacuole. Bases 35 to 946 code for a protein of 303 amino acids. The record is from RefSeq and is a predicted model, not a curated record. The transcript is spliced from 10 exons.
CUCAGUAGGUGCUCGUUGCACUUGGGCGACGCCAAUGGAAGCUUCUUCUUUCGCCGCAACGAAUGCGACUAUUCUCGCUCAGACCCCGCCAAGACACCAUUCGCCAUAUGGCUAUGUACCGACGUUAUGGAUAUGCGCUCUGUUCAUAGCUUUGUUUGGCUUGUCGACUCUCAUCCAUUUCGGUCAGGCGAUUUACUUCAGGAUGUGGUGGUUAUUCCCGACCGCGGUACUCGCUGGUUUCACUGAGAUUAUUGGCUGGUCUGGUCGUUUGUGGUCAUCGAAAAAUCCUCUACUGCUUGACCCCUAUCUCAUGCAAAUCACGACCACGAUUAUUGCACCCACGCCCCUCGUUGCCGCAAACUUUAUCAUCCUGGGACGUAUCAUACAACGAUUGGGCAGUGAAUACAGCCGUUUGGGACCCAAGACGUAUACCGUCGUCUUCUUGUGCUUCGAUUUCGUUGCCUUGGUCGUCCAAGCGGUCGGCGGCGCAUCUGCUUCUCGAGCCGCCGAGCAGAACAUGAACCCUGCCAAGGGCGGCCAUAUCAUGUUGGGCGGUAUUGUUUUUCAGAUGGUGGCAAUAUCUGUCUAUGUGGCUUGCGCUGGAGAAUUUUUCAUGCGCUUCUUGGCACACAGACCGGUUCGGAAGGUGCAACACGAAUCGAGCGAAACCGAGUUAAAGGGUCAAUCGGACACUCAGCCCGUUCUGGACCGGAAGCUUCAACUGAUGAUCAUCGGCUUAAUUUUGAGCACAACACUGAUUUUCAUCCGGUCGGUGUAUCGAACUAUUGAAUUAGCAGAUGGAUGGACGGGUCGCAUCAUACAAACGCAAGUUUACUUCAACGUGCUUGACGGCGGCAUGAUCACAGCAGCCAUGUUCUGCCUCAAUUUCUUCCAUCCCGGUGUCCUUUUGAACAUGUCGAAACGACACACCUCACACGUUGCCUGAUCGCAUUCGACAUUCCCUGACUGGAUCGCAUUUGUGGACUUUACAUUACCCGCCAUGUAAUAUUACGUUAGUUUUGGGCCUCCAACGAGAAAUACAUACAGGAUAUC